UCCACCGCGGCCUCUGAACAGGUGAGGGGCGAAGCGAGCACCAAACCACGCGAUGCUGCGCCUGCGUGCUUGCGGCGGCGCCGCGCCGGCGUUGAUGCCCGCGCUAGUCAGGGCGCGCCUCGUCAGGCCCGCCUCCUCCACAGCAUGUGCCGCCGACCCCAGCGCGGCUUUCCCCUCCUCCGCCCUGGAAGAACUCGCCGCCGAGCGCAAAGGUUUGGCAAGAGUAGUACUAAAGAAGGGCAAGACCCAAAUAUUCCGAGAUGGGAGCCCAAUGGUGUAUAGUGGUGCCAUUGAUAGAAUAAUCGGUCGACCUCCUCCGAAAUCUGGUGAUGUUGUUCUGGUAGCCGAUGGUACAGAGAAACCUAUAGGAUGGGGUCUCUACAACUCUGUGUCCAUGUUUUGCGUUCGGCUGAUGCAGCUAGAAGAAGAGGCAAGAAGAGAUCCCACUUGUGCACUAAAUAUGGAAAGACUGCUUGAAGCAAGAAUUUCAUCUGCUGUAGAUCUGCGGCGCAGUUUAGGUUUCCCUUCAGCUAACACAAAUGUGUAUCGCCUCAUCAACAGCGAAGGGGACAGAUUGUCUGGUCUGAUAGUGGAUAUUUUUGCUGAUGCUGCUGUGAUUGCUUCAUCUGCUGCUUGGGUUGAGAAAUAUAGGCAAGAAAUCCAGUUUCUUGUUAGCAAAGUUAAUGGCGUCAACCAUAUAAAGUGGAGGUCAUCAGCGGAUAUUUUGAAAGAAGAAGGAUAUGAUAUAUCAGAACUAAAGGAGUCUGCUUCUUCUUCAUGCUCAACUGUGAAGUGCAUGGAGAAUGGCAUCGUCUACUUAGUCUCAUUGGAGGGUCAGAAGACAGGGUUUUAUGCAGAUCAACGGGAGAAUCGUCAUUUCAUAUCAUUACUCUCAAAGGACCAAAGGGUCCUUGAUCUUUGCUGCUACAGUGGAGGUUUUGCUCUAAAUGCAGCAAAGGGUGGCGCCGAUAAUGUCAUUGGCGUUGAUUCAUCGGGAUCAGCACUAGACCUUGCCACUGAGAAUAUGAAGCUCAAUGGCCUAAAUCCUGAAAGAAUCUCCUUCAUAAAAGGAGAUGCAACUACAUUCAUGAAAGGAGCUAUCUCAAAAUAUGAGCUGUGGGACUUGGUAAUCCUUGACCCUCCAAAGCUGGCACCUCGAAAGAAGGUGCUGCAAAGUGCAUCCGGUAUGUACAGAAGCUUGAACGCUCUUGCAAUGCAAGUGGUGAAGCCAGGGGGAUUACUCAUGACAUGCUCUUGUUCUGGAGCUAUGACCCAAAGUGGCCUGUUUCUCAAAACUAUUCAGGGUGCUGCAUCAAUGGCCGGCCGAAAGGUUACAGUCUUACGUCAAGCUGGGGCAGCUUGUGAUCAUCCCAUCGACCCUGCUUACCCUGAGGGCCAAUAUCUCAGCAAUUACUUGCUACGAGUGACAUGAAAAAAAAAAUCAAAAGCAGAGGCAAGUUUAUAGCAGCCCGACAAUCCUUCUACUGGUCACUUUGAAGAACUGAAGUUCUGAUUGAUCUCAUAGUUUAGUCAUGCAUGUUAGAUCUAAAAUUAAAUUUAUCAAUCUUGUAACCUUUCAAAAUAUCCUUAGGAAAUAUGUACUGUAGAUCAUUGGUAUCCUUGUGGAGAUUCACAAGUGGUGAUUAAAAUGGAAGAUGCAAAUUUUGUAAAUGGAAUUUCACAACAGUUUUGAAACUGACAUUAUUGAAUAAUGAUGAAUCAUCCAUAAAUUCAUUAA
Phragmites australis (common reed) is the source of this 1738-nucleotide messenger RNA. RefSeq lists its product as uncharacterized. Gene Ontology annotation, molecular function: methyltransferase activity; RNA binding. NCBI's taxonomy places the organism in Eukaryota, Viridiplantae, Streptophyta, Magnoliopsida, Poales, Poaceae. The transcript is spliced from 8 exons. The record is from RefSeq and is a predicted model, not a curated record. Bases 53 to 1432 code for a protein of 459 amino acids.